Messenger RNA from Pipistrellus nathusii (Nathusius's pipistrelle), 1203 nucleotides. NCBI's taxonomy places the organism in Eukaryota, Metazoa, Chordata, Mammalia, Chiroptera, Vespertilionidae. The record is from the annotation of a GenBank genome assembly.
AUGAGCGGCCAUGUCGGGGACCUGAGCCCCCAGCAGCAGGAGGCCCUGGCCAGGUUCCAGGACAACCUCCAGGACCUGCUGCCCACCUUGCCCAAGGCUGAUGCCCACUUCUUCCUGCGCUGGCUGCGAGCUCAGAACUUUGACCUGAAGAAGGCGGAGGACAUGCUCCGGAAGCACAUCGAGUUCCGGAAGCAGCAGGACCUGGACCACAUCCUCACGUGGCAGCCCUCAGAGGUGGUCCAGCGCUACGACUCGGGCGGCCUGUGUGGCUACGACUACGAGGGCUGCCCCGUGUGGUUCGAUAUCAUCGGGGGCCUGGACCCCAAGGGGCUGCUCCUGUCGGCCUCCAAGCAGGAGCUGAUCCGCAAGCGCAUCAAGGUCUGCGAGCGGCUCCAGCACGAGUGCGAGCUGCAGAGCCAGAAGCUGGGCAGGAGGAUCGAGACGGUGCUGAUGGUGUUUGACUUGGAGGGGCUGAGCCUGAAACACCUGUGGAAGCCGGCGGUGGAGGUCUACCAGCAGUUUUUCGCCAUCAUCGAAGCGAAUUAUCCUGAGACACUGAAGAAAAUAAUCAUUGUUCGAGCCCCCAAGCUGUUCCCUGUGGCCUUCAACUUGGUCAAGUCGUUCAUGAGUGAGGAGACGCGACGGAAGAUCAUGAUUCUGGGAGGCAACUGGAAGCAAGAGCUGCCCAAGUUCAUCAGCCCCGACCAGCUCCCUGUGGAGUUUGGGGGGACCCUGACCGACCCUGAUGGCAACCCCAAGUGCCUGACCAAGAUCAACUACGGGGGCGAAGUGCCCAGGAGUUACUACCAGCACAGCCGGGUGCGGGUGCCCUACGAGCACACGGCCACCGUGGGCCGCGGCUCCUCGCUGCAGGUGGAGCUGGAGAUCCUGUUCCCGGGCUGCGUGCUCAGGUGGCAGUUUGAGUCGGACGGGGCGGACAUCGGCUUCGGCGUCUUCCUGAAGACCAGGCAGGGGGAGCGGCAGCGAGCUGGGGAGAUGGCCGAGGUGCUGCCCAGCCAGCGCUACAAUGCCCACCUGGUGCCCGAGGACGGCAGCCUCACCUGCCCCCAGGCCGGCGUCUACGUCCUGCGCUUCGACAACACCUACAGCUUCGUCCACACCAAGAAGGUCAGCUUCACGGUGGAGGUGCUGCUCCCGGACAAGGGCAUGCAGAAGUACGAGGAGGAGCUCACCCCCAUCUAG